Molecule: messenger RNA, 1566 nt
Organism: Knipowitschia caucasica
Lineage: Eukaryota; Metazoa; Chordata; Actinopteri; Gobiiformes; Gobiidae
Source: the annotation of a GenBank genome assembly
AUGCUACAAUUCCUACACAUAAUAUGGCCAGUGCCACACCUCCCUGAUCUACUCCAGGACAUGUUUGUGUGGCUAAAGCGGCCGGUUGCCUUUGUGACCCUCCUGCUGCUUGUGAAGGCCAGCUCUGGGAUGCCUGACCCUUCUCAGAGGGACCAGUUACUGCGCGAUGAGGCCUCCCGACAAACAGGGGGCCGGAUGUCUCUGAAUAUGGCUGAGCAAAAGCUUGACUCACAUUUGCACAAGUUGAAGCUCCAGGAGAUGUCAGCAGAAAAGUUCCCACCUGCUAUGCACUUCUUCAAUGCAAAAGCACUCAUUCAAAGUAGUCCCGUCUAUAAACUAAUACAAAAAAUGCCUAAAGGUGCUGCCCUUCAUAUUCACAGCACAUCAAUGGUCAGUGUGGAGUGGUUAGUGAAAAACGUCACCUACAGGCCUCACUGCUACAUUUGCUUCACUUGGGACAAUUCAGUCCGGUUCCUCUUCUCUGACAGACAGCCUUUCCCCAGAUGGGACUGUUUCUACUGGCAAUUGCUAGAGACACUCCGGGCUAGAAUAGCAGACCCAACAGGAUUUGAUGAGAGCUUGAUGCAGCACCUCACACUGUUCACUGAUGAUCCAGACAGGGUGUACCCAAACCAAGACAUAGUUUGGGAGAAAUUUGAGAAAGCCUUCAUUGCAGCAGCUGGACUUAUAACUCAUGCUCCUGUGCUUAAGGACUAUGUGUACAGAGGCUUGGAGGAGCUUUACUAUGACAACAUUAUGUACCUGGAGUUGCGCAGCGGCCUAUCAAGGACGUAUGAGCUUGAUGGCACCAUUCAUAACAAAGUAUGGACUCUCAAAAUUUUUCAAAAUGUGACACAAAAGUUUGUGCAAGACCACCCAGACUUUCUUGGAGCUCGUAUAAUAAUUUCCGCCCACAGGGCACUGGGAGUAACGGAAGUGAAAGCUGUUGUUAAAGAAGCUAUUCAACUGCAAAAAGAUUUCCCGGAUGUGGUUGUCGGCUUUGACAUGGUUGGCAGAGAAGAUGACGGGAGGACAUUGUGGUUUUUUAGAGAAGCACUUUCUCUGCCUGCUCAACUUGGUGUCACACUUCCAUUUUUCUUCCAUGCUGGAGAGACAGACGAUGAAGGAUCUGAUGUGGACCAAAACAUCCUAGACGCUCUUUUAUUCAACACCUCUCGCAUUGGUCAUGGCUACUCCAUAGUCCAUCACCCUCUGGCCAAAGAAAUAUCCAGAAAAAAUAACAUAGCUGUUGAAUUGUGUCCCAUUUCCAACCAGGUGUUGAAGCUGGUUUCAGAUCUCAGAAACCAUCCUGCUGUUGUGCUCAUGUCUGAGGGUCACCCUCUGGUCAUCAGCUCAGAUGACCCAUCUCUGUUUGGAACAUCAGGCCUUUCAUAUGACUUCUACCAAGCCUUUGUUGGAAUAGGCGGCCUGAAAGCAAACCUGGGCACUUUGAAAGAACUGGCUUCUAAUUCCAUAAGGUACAGCUCACUGCCCACGAAUCCAAAAAAGAAACUCCAUGACAUGUGGCAAAAACAAUGGGACCUUUUCAUUGCCAACAACAGUUGA